Molecule: messenger RNA, 924 nt
Organism: Ylistrum balloti
Lineage: Eukaryota; Metazoa; Mollusca; Bivalvia; Pectinida; Pectinidae
Exons: 3
Coding region: 1-924 (307 amino acids)
Source: RefSeq, a predicted model, not a curated record
AUGGCUAUUACUUCGCGAAUUAAUGAUGCAGGGGAUGGUGUUGGGGAUAGUGUUGGAGAUGGUGUUGGAGAUGGUGUUGGGGAUGUUGUUGGGGAUGGUGUUGGGGAUAGUGUUGGAGAUGGUGUUGGAGAUGGUGUUGGGGAUGUUGUUGGGGAUGGUGUUGGGGAUGGUGUUGGGGUUGGUGUUGGAAAUGGUGUUUGGGAUGGUGUUGGAGAUUGUGUUGGGGAUGGUGUUGGGGAUUGUGUUUGGGAUGGUGUUGGAGAUGGUGUUGGAGAUGGUGUUUGGGAUGGUGUUGGGGAUGGUGUUGGAGAUUGUGUUGAUGAUGGUGUUUGGGAUGGUGUUUGGGAUGGUGUUGGGGAUGGUGUUUGGGAUGGUGUUGGGGAUGGUGUUUGGGAUGGUGUUGGAGAUUGUUUUGAGGAUGGCGUUGGGGAUGGUGUUGGGGAUGGUGUUUGGGAUGGUGUUGAAGAUUGUUUUCAGAAUGGUGUUGGGGAUGGUGUUGGAGAUAAUGUUGGGGAUGGUGUUGGGGAUGGUGUUGGAGAUGGUGUUUGGGAUGGUGUUGGAGAUUGUGUUGGGGAUGAUGUUGGGGAUUGUGUUGGAGAUGGUGUUGGAAAUGGUGUUGGGGAUGGUGUUGGAGAUUGUGUUGAUGAUGGUGUUGGAAAUUGUGUUGAUGAUGGUGUUUGGGAUGUUGUUGGGGAUUGUGUUGGAGAUGGUGUUCGGGAUGGUGUUUGGGAUGGUGUUGUAAAUGGUGUUUGGGAUGGUGUUGGAGAUGGUGUUGGGGAUGGUGUUGGAGAUUGUGUUGAUGAUGGUGUUUGGGAUGGUGUUGGGGAUGGUGUUAAAGAUGGUGUUGGGGAUGGAUGGUGUUGGGGAUGGUGUUGGGGAUGGUGUUGGAGAUGGUGUUGGGGAUGGUGUUUGGGAUGGUGUUGA